UAAAUGUGGUUGCUAAGAGCCUUAUUAAGAUGCUUGGUAAAGCAGCUGGAGAAGGGUGACAUUAAUGUGGUGGAUUUAAAAAAGAAUAUUGAAUAUGCAGCGUCUGUGCUGGAAGCAGUUUAUAUUGAUGAAACAAGAAAGCUUUUGGACACUGAAGAUGAGCUCUCUGAUAUUGAGUCAGAUUCGGUCCCGCUGGAAGUGCGGGACUGGUUAGCUUCUACAUUCACGAGGGAAAUGGGAAUAGUGAAGAGGAAGCCUGAAGAAAAGCCCAAAUUUCGAAGCAUUGUGCAUGCUGUGCAGGCUGGGAUUUUUGUAGAAAGGAUGUACCGAAGAACUUCUAGCAUGGUUGGUUUGGCUUACCCAGCAGAAGUGAUAGUAACAUUUAAGGAUGUUGAUAAAUGGUCUUUUGAUGUAUUUGCCCUGAAUGAAGCAAGUGGAGAGCACAGUCUGAAAUUUAUGAUGUAUGAACUGUUUACCCGAUAUGACCUUUUGAGCCGUUUCAAGAUCCCUGUUCCCAAUCUUAUUUCAUUUGCUGAAGCUCUUGAAGUUGGUUACAGCAAAUACAAAAAUCCAUAUCACAAUUUGAUCCAUGCAGCUGAUGUUACUCAAACUGUGCAUUACAUAAUGAUUCACACUGGUAUCAUGCACUGGCUCACAGAACUGGAAAUUUUAGCAAUGAUCUUUGCAGCUGCCGUCCAUGAUUAUGAACAUACUGGGACCACAAACAAUUUUCAUAUUCAAACAAGGUCAGAUGUUGCAAUAUUGUACAAUGAUCGUUCUGUUCUUGAAAAUCACCAUGUGAGUGCUGCUUAUAGACUCAUGCAAGAAGAAGAGAUGAACAUCCUGGCAAAUUUAACCAAAGAUGACUGGAGGGAGUUGCGUAGCUUGGUCAUUGAGAUGGUCUUGUCUACAGAUAUGUCGGGUCAUUUUCAACAAAUUAAAACAAUGCGACAUACUCUACAGCAGACAGAGGGGGUAGACAAAGCCAAAGCCAUGUCUUUGAUUCUACAUGCAGCAGACAUAAGCCAUCCAGCAAAAUCCUGGGAACUGCACUACCGGUGGACCAUGGCCCUGAUGGAAGAAUUUUUUCGACAGGGCGACAAGGAGGCUGCUUUAGGUCUUCAAUUUUCCCCACUCUGUGACCGCAAGUCUACUUUGGUAGCUCAGUCCCAAAUAGGUUUCAUUGAUUUCAUAGUAGAACCAACAUUUUCUCUUCUUACGGACUCAAUGGAGAAAAUUGUUAUGCCUCUUAGAGAGGAAGCAUCAAAAUCUGAAAGUCCUGCAUUUGGGACACCCAGCCAAAAUAGUUUGGGAACAGUAAGCAAUGCUGAAGCACAAAGACGACCCACUUUUAAAUGUACAACUGAUGGAGGGACUCACACAGAAAAUUCUCUAGCAACUGUAGACCUAACAAGCUUUAAGGACAACUUGAUGAAGAUCAUUCAAGCAAACAAAGAAAGAUGGAAAGAAUUAGCAGUAGAAG
Molecule: messenger RNA, 1483 nt
Organism: Antrostomus carolinensis (chuck-will's-widow)
Lineage: Eukaryota; Metazoa; Chordata; Aves; Caprimulgiformes; Caprimulgidae
Product: calcium/calmodulin-dependent 3',5'-cyclic nucleotide phosphodiesterase 1A
Exons: 13
Biological process (GO): signal transduction
Molecular function (GO): 3',5'-cyclic-nucleotide phosphodiesterase activity
Source: RefSeq, a predicted model, not a curated record